Messenger RNA from Cladophialophora immunda, 1476 nucleotides. RefSeq lists its product as uncharacterized. Gene Ontology annotation, biological process: maturation of SSU-rRNA. Gene Ontology annotation, cellular component: cytoplasm. NCBI's taxonomy places the organism in Eukaryota, Fungi, Ascomycota, Eurotiomycetes, Chaetothyriales, Herpotrichiellaceae. The record is from RefSeq and is a predicted model, not a curated record. Bases 35 to 1279 code for a protein of 414 amino acids. The transcript has a single exon.
GUAGUGAGCCCGGUCACUCUGCCCAUUUCGCAAUAUGGCGCCCUACGACAGCGACUCUUCAGACGACGGCGAAGACUACUCAACCACCAAUGUGACUCUGGGCUAUGCCACGGUCGAGUCUACCGGGGACGACAUCAGUCACUUGGGCGGCCAUCCCACCUGGCUAGACUCAAGCCAACCUCCGCCUGCGGCGCUGGCCAAAUGCAAGGUCUGCAACAGCUACAUGUCCCUCCUCCUCCAGCUCAACGCGGAUCUCCAGCAGUAUUUCCCCAACGACCACCGGCGCCUCCACGUCCUCUGCUGCAGGAAGAAACAAUGCUCCAAAAAGGUCGGCAGCGUGAGGGCAUUUCGUGAAGUCAGAAAACCUGGAGUGCAAGAGAAGAGUCAAAAACAAAGGGUGGUAGGAUCGCAGACAGUAAAGCCUGUUCAAGACCUUGGUAGCGCUCUGUUCGGCGGAUCAAGCCAGCCAUCUGCGGCAAACAGUGCAAAUCCGUUUUCGAUGCCGGCCAGCUCGAACGGGCCGUCAACCGCAAACCCAUUCUCAUCCAUAGGUUCGCCUUCGCAGUUGGCGGCGCUGCCUCCACAGAGACCGCUAGAGGAAUCCCAACCUCAACCUCCUACAGAGUCAUUUGCAGAGAAACUGCGAAUCGGUGCCCGACCAGACGAUAAAGGCACCGAGAAGACCGCCACAGAUCAAAUACCGUGGCCAGACGCCUCCGUAUUCCCGCCCCCCUACCCUUCUUUUUAUCUCGACGCAUAUCCCGAGGAACUCGAAAGAGAAUCCGCCGCCCCUUCCGCAAAGGCAGAGUCCUCGAGAACCCCAUACGACAUCGACGAUGCGGGAGGCGCAGGCAGCGCCGCGGACAAAGACACGUUCGAAUCCAGCCUGGACAAGGCGUUCCAAAAGUUCUCCGACCGCGUCGCCCAGAACCCGGAACAGGUGCUCCGGUAUGAGUUCAAGGGCGAGCCACUCCUGUAUUCCGGCGCCGACGAGGUGGCGUCGCGCUUCGUCGUGCCCCAUGGCAGGACCGGGCCCGUGAAGGGAGUCCCGAGGUGCGAGAGCUGUGGCGGUCAACGGGUGUUUGAGCUGCAACUUGUGCCCGGCCUGAUCUACGAGUUAGAAAAGGACGACGAGAACGCCAUGGGUCUGGAAGACGGGAUGGAGUGGGGGACCAUCAUCGUGGGGACGUGCGCCAACAACUGCGGCGAUGCGGGAAGGGUCUCCUUCAGGGAGGAGUGGGUUGGGGUGCAGUGGGAGGAGAGGGUGGUCAGGAAGUAAAUGUCGUCCCAGAAAGAGAGGGCUCGACUCUAGGGGAAGAACCAUUGAUGAAUAACGCCAUGUUUUGGAAGACUAGAGACAAUGAACUCCGGCAUAGAGUCCUAUGGAGUGUGCCAGAUAAACAUGAACGAGUGCCGAAUACUCGUCUAAUGCCAUAAAGCAUUGGAAAGAGAAUCGAUCUGCUACUAGUCUCCUCA